Cuscuta europaea is the source of this 1935-nucleotide messenger RNA. Lineage: Eukaryota; Viridiplantae; Streptophyta; Magnoliopsida; Solanales; Convolvulaceae. The record is from the annotation of a GenBank genome assembly.
CCGAUCUCCAUCCAGAUUUUUAUACUUAAGUCACAAUGUAAUCUUGUUGGGCCUUCUCAGGACCUAGCAAUCACAUCCCUCAAGAGAACACAAACCUAAUAAUUUUCCUCCAAAAUUCAAUUUUUACCAAGCCAAGGGUAACUCGUUUUCUACUGCGAUACGGUCUGUGGUGUGUUAAUAUUUGUAUAUUUCGUUAUUCCGAUGAGUGAAAAAGGGGUAGCUAUAGAAAUACAAGAAUCAGGAGAAGAUGAUUUUGGCGUAGGAGUGAAGCUUGGGACUGAAAAUGUAGAAGACUAUUCGAAGGAAAACGCUGGAGCUAACAAUCGGGUCAAGAAUACGUCAAUUGAUAGACUCAGUGCAUUGCCUGAUUGCUUACUUAUUCAUAUCCUCUCUUUUUUGGGUGUAAAGAAAGCUGGGGUUACGAGCUUGUUGGGGAAAGAAUGGAAGUCUCUUUGGGCUGAACUGCCGGUUCUUGAAUUCCGUUUUGAUUACUCUGGUAAACAUGAGGAAAUUAAGAAUAUGGCUGACUUGGUUGCUUGGGUUGAUAAGAAAAUGCUUGACCUUGUGGCUUGGGUUAAUAAGACACUUGCUAUUCGUAAUGGAACUUAUCUGGAGAAGUUGAAGGUGGGUUUCCUUUACAAGAAAUGCUUUGCUCAGGAUGUUGAUAAUUGGUUAGAGUUUGCCUUGAAAAAUAAAGCUAAAGAAGUCAGUUUGGCAUUAAACGAAAACGGAUUUUUCCGCACUCUAGAUAUCUACACUCUUCCAGAAAUGAUGUAUUCGAAUUCAUUCUUGACAUCACUGUCUUUGGAUGGUUGCCGUUUGGAUCCUGAAAUAACAAUUAAGUGGCCUUCAUUGACUUCUUUAAAGAUCUCUCGUGUGUAUUUGCCUCAGCCUGUACUUGAAAUGAUUUUAUCUGGCUGCCCAGUUUUAAAUUCAAUGGAUCUCAGUGGUUGUUGUGGAUUCACUUGUUUGGAGAUCAACUCUAAGAGUCUAUAUAACCUCCGGGUGCAGAACUUUGAAGGCGAAGAAGAAGAAAGUGACCCUUUCUUGCAAAUUUCAGCACCCUAUCUAAAAUCUUUAAGUAUUUCUCUGUAUCCAGAAGAAAGGAAGUUGAAGCUCACUAACCUCUCAUCUCUUGAUAGUGCUGAAUUUGAUUUUUCUGAACACAUCUGGAGUUUUCCCGCUGAGGUGCUGAGUAAUGCAAAGGAAUACUUCGAAAACAUUCACCAUGCCAAGGACCUAGUUCUAGGGUCUGCGCCUGUUAAGGCUCUAGCAAGGUUGGUGAUGAAUGGCUGGCAGCUCCCAAAAAGCCGGCUAAGGUGCUUGACAAUAAAGAUUUCAUUAUAUGCUGUGAAAAUCAUUCCGGGAAUUUUAUGCCUGCUGGAAUCUUCUCCGGACCUUGAGACAUUGAUCAUUGAUUCUAUUGAUUCCGAUGAGUGGGACAAGAAUCGGCUCCGACCUGCUAAAGGUGAUUUGGAUUCCGACUUAUUGCAUCUGAAGACAGUUAAACUGUCUAACUUGGCAAAUCCAAGGAUUGGUGGUGAACCAAUGCUUACAUUGGCCAGAAUCCUUCUUAAGAGGGCAACAAUAUUGGAAGAGAUGGUGAUUAAGGCUGAUAAUAUAACUACAAGUGACUCUGACAAGUUACGUCAAACCUUGCUCACUUACCCGAUAUCCUCGCCAAACGCAGUCAUCUUAUUAUCUUAACUGUGUAAAAUUUUAAUGGUAGCCGUGCCUACGUAUUAUGAUCUUUUAUUUUCCUGUUCUAACAUGUACUUAAUGUAGAAGAUCAUGAUUCAUGAAGGUGGAGUCGAUGAAUCUUUGCUUGAAAAGUUGGCGCCCUAAACUUCAAAUGUGAAUAUUAUUGUGCUAGUUUAGAGACACACUUGUACUAUGAAUGAAGAUAUAUAUUUCUUGUUUUAAAACGUAAAAGAA